AUGAAAAUCAACGCCCAAACCGCCAUCUCUACCUCAAAGGUCCUUCUAGUGCCCUAUUCAGCUCACCAAGUCCCCACCUACCACACCUGGAUGCAAGACCCUUCCCUACAAGCCGCUACAGCCUCCGAACCUCUUUCUCUGAAAGAAGAGUAUGACAUGUGUCGCAGCUGGCGCGAAGAUUCAGACAAGCUCACAUUUGUCAUCUGUCUUCCCAUACCCUCUGAACAGAAAUCAGUAACGCCUCAGGUCGACGAUGCGCCGGAGAAAAUGGUGGGGGACAUUAAUCUGUUCCUCUUUCAUCCCGACCCCGAAGAGGGAGAGGAAYGUGUUGUGGAGAAGGCUAUAGGUGAGAUUGAGCUUAUGAUCGCAAGGGCGGAGCUUCAGCGGAGAGGGUACGGAAGAGCGGCGUUGUUGACUUUGCUGGAUUAUGUUUUGAGGCAUUGGGGGGGCAUUGGGGACGAGUUCGAUGGCAAGGAGGCAAACGUGCAAAUUGAUUACCUGAGAGUCAAAGUCAAUGAAACGAAUGUGGGAAGCCUGAGACUAUUCGAGAGCUUGGGCUUUGAGAGAGUUGGGGAGGGCGCGAACUACUUUGGCGAAAUCGAGAUGCGAUGGAAGCCAUCAUUGAAGGCUUUGGAGGAAUUGAAGGGGUGGGAAAGAUCGGAGGAAAUCAAGUAUGAAUUGGAGGAUUGA
Messenger RNA from Ramularia collo-cygni, 690 nucleotides. RefSeq names its product related to METHIONYL-TRNA SYNTHETASE, mitochondrial. Gene Ontology annotation, biological process: protein acetylation. Bases 1 to 690 code for a protein of 229 amino acids. NCBI's taxonomy places the organism in Eukaryota, Fungi, Ascomycota, Dothideomycetes, Mycosphaerellales, Mycosphaerellaceae. The transcript has a single exon. The record is from RefSeq and is a predicted model, not a curated record. Gene Ontology annotation, molecular function: N-acetyltransferase activity.